Drosophila bipectinata is the source of this 1568-nucleotide messenger RNA. The record is from RefSeq and is a predicted model, not a curated record. NCBI's taxonomy places the organism in Eukaryota, Metazoa, Arthropoda, Insecta, Diptera, Drosophilidae.
GCGUUGCAAUGGCAAUCACAUCAUUCACCUUGGUAACAAAGGGUAAGCAUCUCGGGCCAGCAAGUUCGUUAUUGAAGUCUUUUGUUUUUUCGGCAGCUCCUCGGUGGGGUAUUCGACACCUGCAGGUGCUGUUCCUCUUCACCUGCGGCACUCUGAUGGUGGCCCAGCGGAUGAACAUGAGUGUGGCCAUUGUGGCACUGACGAAUGCCAACAGCAGCAAUCCCAACUAUCCGGAAUAUCAUCUGACGGAGAAGGAGAAGUCCUACACCCUGAGCAGCCCCUUUUGGGGGUCCUGUUUGACGCAACUGAUGAGCGGCUAUCUUUCCAGUCGCUUUGGAGCCAAGUUGCUGCUACUAGUCAUCAUGGUGGUAACAUCUCUGAUAAGCGUUGCCACGCCCAUUGUGCUGGCCUGGGGAGGCUGGCAGCUGUUGUUCGGAGUGCGUUUUGUCCAAGGCCUAGUCAUGGGCGGCAUGUGGCCCUGUCUCUACACCCAUCUGGCCAAGUGGUGCCCGAAGCGAGAAGCAAACCGCCUGGGUGGCGUAAUGGCAACGGGCUUGGAUGUUGGCACCAUACUGGGUUUCGCCAUGAGCGGAAUUCUGGCAGCAUCGCCUCUGGGCUGGCCAAGCUCCUUUUAUAUACCAGGUUACUUGGGCAUUGUGUGGAGCCUCUUAUGGAUGCGCUAUGGAGCCAACAGCCCCUCGGAAUCGAAAAUAAUAUCUCUUGCGGAACGAAAACACAUUGAAUUGGCCUUGGAGAAAGCUCAGGGCACGAAAGGUGGUGAGAGUCCACCAGUGCCAUGGCUUCAAAUCCUCACUUCACGUCCUUUCAUCGUCCUGGCACUCUGCAAAAUGAGUCAGGCCUGCAGCUUCUACACUCUAAUGCAGCAGAUUCCCCGCUAUAUCCACGGAAUAUUUCGCUACAAUAUCGCCGUGAAUGCCCUGUUCUCCGCCCUGCCCUUUGUGGUGAUGCUAAUGUCCUCCUAUGGAUUCAUCUUUUUGGCAGAGUAUCUCACUCGGAACCAGCAGAUAUCCUUGCCCGUCCUCCGGAAGACCAUCAAUUCUUUUGCCUCCUGGGUUCCGGCCGUGGCCCUGGUGGCUCUCUCCUAUGUCAGCGAGAACAAUGUUGUGGGCAGCAUGGGUUGCAUGGUGGCAGCUGUGGCUGCCAUUUCGGGCCAGGCCAUUGGCAGUUCCCUGAACCAUGUGGACUUAUCGCCCAACUUUGCAGGACUGUUGUUCGGGAUCAGCAACACACUGAUGUCAGCGGCUGGAGUUGUGUCACCUAUAGUCAUAGGCCUGACGGUGACCCAUGAGUCGGACCGGUCACAAUGGCGUGUUGUGUUCCUCGGCAUCUCCGUAAUCCUCUUUGUGGGCAACUUGUUGUACGUCCUCUUCGGCCAGAUGACUGUGCAGCCUUGGAAUGGCUCCAAACCACCAGCAGAAACUACAGCUCAAUCUGAAACCCCGCCCGAGGAAGAGGUUUCGGUGGAAAAGUUUAACUAUUUCUAAAUUUAUAUAUUUUGUAACGUAUUCAGUGCUUAGGUUGUUGUGUAAAUAUAAUUUUAAAUCACA